Molecule: messenger RNA, 2735 nt
Organism: Acipenser ruthenus (sterlet)
Lineage: Eukaryota; Metazoa; Chordata; Actinopteri; Acipenseriformes; Acipenseridae
Product: ADP-ribosylation factor-like protein 5A
Exons: 6
Coding region: 450-989 (179 amino acids)
Biological process (GO): protein localization to Golgi membrane; vesicle-mediated transport; intracellular protein transport
Cellular component (GO): trans-Golgi network; cytoplasm
Molecular function (GO): GTPase activity; GTP binding
Source: RefSeq, a predicted model, not a curated record
CACAAAGUUACCAUUCAACACGCAAUUUCCGGCUACACAUGACUAGUGCGCAUGUCUGUGUCGUUGACUCUAACCCUGCCAGCCUCAGUGACACUGCAUCAGAUCCGUGCUGUUUCUAUAACCGGAGGGAAGGGGUAGCUGCAAGUGGGAUAGGAAGGGUCUGUUUCCCCCAAUUCAUAUAUUCAGUGUAGAACUUCAAACACGGUAGACAUGACCCAGGAUACAUAGUCGAAGAGUCGGUGUUUUCUAUGGCGGUGGUGUCAUACACAAAUGCCUUUGUGUUCAGUUUCCAGUGUGCUGUAAAAUAGUGCCAGGUUGUCAGUUUCGCCAGGUACUGGUCGCAUUGACAGAGCUGGCAGUAUUAGUGUACAGACUGCCACAGUACACAGCGUUAGCUGUUUUCACGUUGGCCGAGGCUGUGGCUGCUGCUGCAGGCCCUACAAUCAGAUAUGGGAAUCCUCUUCACCAAACUAUGGAGGCUGUUUAACCAUCAAGAGCACAAAGUCAUUAUCGUGGGUUUGGAUAAUGCUGGAAAGACAACAAUUCUCUAUCAGUUUUCAAUGAAUGAAGUGGUACACACGUCCCCGACCAUAGGCAGUAAUGUCGAAGAGAUUGUAGUCAAUAAUACACAUUUCUUAAUGUGGGACAUUGGAGGCCAGGAGUCUCUGCGAUCCUCUUGGAAUACCUACUAUGCAAACACAGAGUUUGUAAUUGUUGUCGUGGAUAGCACAGACAGAGAGAGGAUUUCCGUAACAAGAGAUGAACUCUACAGAAUGUUAGCACAUGAGGAUCUUAAAAAAGCAGGGUUGCUGAUAUUUGCAAACAAACAGGAUGUCAAAGGCUGCAUGUCAGUAGCUGAAAUCUCCCAGUUCCUGAAGCUGACCUCUGUUAAGGAUCACCAGUGGCACAUUCAGGCUUGUUGUGCCCUUACUGGAGAAGGGCUUUGUCAAGGACUGGAAUGGAUGAUGUCUAGACUUCGAGUCAGAUGACCUCAACUGACCCCGUAGAUGGACAGUUUCCUCUUGUUGAAUGAACCUCUGUUGCUUGCCUUUCUGUGAAGGCUUCAGUGAACCCCAGUGGGUCUGACGGCUAUUUAUUAUACAGACUAAAUGAACGUGCCCCUCUUCAGAACCGUGAACGAAAAACGUUUUAACAGAAAAGGACACGUUCUUUUCAACUUGUUUUAUUUCUGUCCUUCCAAAGAUGGAAAUGAACACUAGGACUGUGUAAACUGUGUAUCCCAGUUUAAUUCAGCUCAGGGUAGACCUAGCAUUUGGUAAGUAUUGGAAAAGAAUAAUAAUUAUUGCUCUGUCUUUACAGUAUUUAGCAUUACUCUGUGCCUGCCUCAUAACCCUUCAAAGAUAACAAAAGAAGCUGGUCUUGUAAAAUAUCAUUAAAUAAAGCCCUUUUACCUAUCAAAGAUGUGCAGACAGUUCUGCGAGACCAAGGGAGGGAAGAUAACGUAACUCAGCAAUGGUCAGUAUAUGUAGCGUCCAGCCACAAGGUUUUGUAUGUAUUUUUAAGAAGUGUGCUGUACUGUACUCUGUAUUCUUUCAGAGGGGUGGGUGAAUAAGUAUUGUGACCUGGCCUCUCAAUCUCAAAUGUUAACUCUUAUCUGCUGCGCUAUUGCAGUAACCACAGUUUUGUGUGUAUAUAUAUAUUGCUGUUGUGAAUGACCAGCAUUGUAAUUAAAGAGGUAUCUUCCUCUUUUUUGGGGGUAUGUUCCGGGAUCGAAGUCUAGCUUGGAAGGUAUUUCUGCUUUUCAAAGCUUGAUGAACCUUGUUCCUUUCCGCCUUUUUAUUUUAUUUGCGUACCUGGUUGUAUCGUGUUCUGUCACAAGAAGCCUGGAAUGCCAUGACAGCGAGCAGACUGCGGGUGGGCAGUGGGCAGACUUAUCCCCAACAAUGUGUACUGUACAUUGUUACAUGGUUUACAUGUGGAGCUUUUACAUCUGUUGUGAUUAAACUUUAAAACCAGAUCCUUUACAAGCGUUCCAGUAAUUUGGUCUGUAGUUCUAUGUUGUCAGCGUUCAUUUGGCUGUAAAUUUUAAAAUGUUAAUAUGAAGAAACGGUCAAAGUUGGUUAUCAUAUCUUUAAAUGCAACUGUUUGCUUUUUUUGUGGCUGUUGACUGUUGCUUAAAAUCAACUGCAAAGGGAGGGUUACAAAAAAACCUUUCUGAAAACCAAGGACAAUCUUUAAUUGAACUCUUUAAAGCAGUAUUCAAUAAGAUCUCGACUAAUAGAACAAUGUGACGCGGGUAUAAUGGCGGCACACAUAUAUCCAGACCUGUGUCACAGCCGUUUAAUUUUAGUCAUAUUUUGAUUAAACUUUUUAUGGACUGUACAAAUUCAGAAUCUAUUAUGUUACUUUGAGCUAACUUUGCAUGUGGUCUGGCCUGUGGUACAGUAGGUUGGGCAGAUGAAGGCUAUAUCUUCAGAAAUGCUCAUUUGUUACAGGAGGUUAUUCCACAUUCUGUGAAUGUAGAUCUUUGUGAGCUACACUUUUUCACAUUACUGGUGCCUAAUUGGCUAAGCUAUGGAAUGAUUUUAUAUAUAUAAAAUAAAUGUGUGAUUUGCAUGUAUAAUUUGGAUUACCUUGUGCAUGAUUUGUUUGUUGUGAGAUUCAGUUCCACAUACAGUGGAUGUGUAUUUUAUGUGAUUUCCCUGUGUUGCAAAAAUCAUUAAUUAAAUCAGAGUUUAAUUUGUGUAGACAUGCAUUAAAACAAAUGAAAAGUU